Molecule: messenger RNA, 276 nt
Organism: Brugia pahangi
Lineage: Eukaryota; Metazoa; Nematoda; Chromadorea; Rhabditida; Onchocercidae
Source: the annotation of a GenBank genome assembly
AUGUACCAAAAACGUAGUAUUAAACUAUUGCUUAAAAUUCUUUUAGAAAAAUCUCCACAUCCAUGUUUAGCAACGCCACCACAUCUAAUCAAACUGCCUCACAUAACUGCAACUGUUCACAUGCUACAAAACGUCGCUCAUGGCUGCGUCACCUACAACCACAUCACCAGAAGAUUCGCCAUUGUGUCACGACUAUUCAAUGAAAUGAAAAGGUUGGACGAUAUGAAAUCGCUUGGAUCAUGUCCGAGCAGAUAUUUAUGUUUCAGCAGAUAUUGA